This is a messenger RNA of Myodes glareolus (Bank vole), 2144 nucleotides long. RefSeq names its product Coenzyme A synthase (gene Coasy). Gene Ontology annotation, molecular function: pantetheine-phosphate adenylyltransferase activity; dephospho-CoA kinase activity; ATP binding. The record is from RefSeq and is a predicted model, not a curated record. Lineage: Eukaryota; Metazoa; Chordata; Mammalia; Rodentia; Cricetidae. Gene Ontology annotation, biological process: coenzyme A biosynthetic process.
AUUCUGCCACAACCUCGGAGUUGCACCAUUUGACUGCUUCGAGUUCCCGUAGCUACGCUCUCUGAGGUCUGAGGGUAGUGCUUCCGGGCCGCAGCCUAGGACGCCUCCGCGGCGGUGCCUGGGCAGCAUGGCCGUAUUCCGCUCUGGCCUCCUGGUGCUGACAACGCCGCUGGCCACCCUGGCCCCACGCCUGCCUCCCAUUCUAACCUCGGCGGCCCGCCUGGUCAAUCACACUCUCUAUGUGCACUUGCAACCGGGCAUGGACCUGGGGGGCCCCGCCCAGCCCCAGGCCAGCCCUGUGCAGGCCACUUUUGAAGUUCUGGAUUUCAUCACGCAUCUCUACAGCGGCGCCGACCUGCUCAGGCACCUGGACGUCAGAAUUCUACUGACCAAUAUCCAGACCAAGAGCACUUUCCUCCCUGUUCUGCCCUCAGUCCAGAAUCUGGCCCACCCUCCAGAAGUAGUACUUACAGACUUCCAGACCUUGGAUGGGAGCCAGUACAACCCUGUUAAACAACAGCUAGAGCGCUAUGCCACCAGCUGUUACAGCUGUUGUUCGCAGUUGUCUUCUGUCUUGCUGUACCCGGAUUAUGGAACUGGAGAGCUGCCUGUGGAGUCCCUGAAUGCCCCCUUACCCUCCUCCACCAUAAGGCCAGCUUCCCCGGUUGCCAGAUCGCCAAAGCAGCCUGUGCGUGGCUACCGCCGUGGGGCCGUGGGUGGCACUUUUGACCGCUUGCACAAUGCCCACAAAGUGUUGCUCAGUGUUGCAUGUGUACUGGCCCAGGAGCGGCUUGUGGUGGGAGUAGCAGACAAAGAUCUGCUGAAGAGCAAGUUGCUCCCUGAGCUGCUGCAGCCUUAUGCAGAGCGUGUGGACCAUCUGAGUGAGUUCCUGGUGGACGUCAAGCCCUCCCUGACUUUUGAUAUCGUCCCCCUGCUGGAUCCCUAUGGGCCUGCUGGGUCUGACCCCACCUUGGAGUUCCUGGUGGUCAGCGAGGAGACCUACCGUGGGGGGAUGGCCGUCAACCGCUUCCGCCUUGAGAAUGGCAAGGAGGAACUUGCCUUAUACCAGAUCCAGCUGCUGAAGGACCAAAGUCAUAGUGAAAAUGAAGAGGAUAAGGUCAGCUCUUCCAGCUUCCGGCAGCGGAUUCUAGGAAACCUGCUUCGGGCUCCAAAUCAGAGGCCCGAGAUCCCGUCAGGGCUCUAUGUGCUCGGGCUGACGGGCAUCAGCGGUGCUGGGAAAAGCUCAGUAGCCCAGCGGUUGAAGAACCUGGGUGCAUAUAUCAUUGACAGUGACCAUCUGGGCCAUCGGGCCUAUGCUCCUGGGGGCCCUGCCUACCAACCUGUGGUGGAGGCCUUUGGAACAGAUAUUCUCCAUAAAGAUGGCACCAUCAAUAGGAAGGUCCUGGGCAGCCGGGUGUUUGGCAACAAGAAGCAGAUGAAGAUCCUCACAGAUAUUGUGUGGCCAGUUAUCGCGAAGCUGGCUCGAGAGGAGAUGGAUUUGGCUGUGGCUAAGGGAAAGACAGUGUGUGUGAUUGAUGCUGCUAUGCUGCUGGAAGCCGGCUGGCAGAAUAUGGUACACGAGGUGUGGACCAUUGUCAUCCCCGAGACUGAGGCUGUACGACGCAUUGUAGAGAGGGAUGGACUGAGCGAAGCAGCUGCUCAAAGCCGGCUACAGAGCCAGAUGAGUGGGCAGCAGCUGGUGGAGCAAAGCCAUGUGGUUCUGAGCACCUUGUGGGACCCACGUGUUACACAGCAACAGGUGGAAAAAGCCUGGACUCUUCUACAGAAGCGCCUCCUUAAGACCCAUCAGACCAAGAACUGACAGCGAAUGUUCUGUGGCGUCAAACUGCCCCGCUCCCCCCUCCCCCCCAGCUAACAAAUCCAGUGGUGAGGAGGAGUGGGGGCCUCCAUGUUCCCCCUAUGGCAGGCCUAAGAGGCUUCUAGCUGAGCUGUGCAGGACACAGAGAGAAGCCCGGAAAUCUGCCUAGAUGCUGGAAUUUGGCCGGCAGGACAGCUAAAUGGAGGAAUAGACCCCUCUAGGGUUCUGCUCCCUUUCCAGUGGCGGAUGUGUGAUGUCUGCCCACUGUUGAUGGGUCGCGCUGAAACACUGGACCCAGUCACCGAAUUAAAGAUGUUUCCAGUGC